Helianthus annuus (common sunflower) is the source of this 2793-nucleotide messenger RNA. Its product is annotated as BTB/POZ domain-containing protein NPY3. The coding region runs from base 913 to 2610 and encodes 565 amino acids. The record is from RefSeq and is a predicted model, not a curated record. The transcript has 6 exons. Gene Ontology annotation, molecular function: protein binding. Lineage: Eukaryota; Viridiplantae; Streptophyta; Magnoliopsida; Asterales; Asteraceae.
UUACUAACUAGCAAUUGGUUAUCUCCAAGAUUUGGUUUUACAAAUACAACCGCACACAUGGGUUCAGAAAAGUUCCCAAAUUGAUUUGUCCAAGAUAAAGUUCCAUAAUUUGGAAUCAAGUAAGUACAAGAAAAGGGGGUCGAAGAUAAAAUAAAGGAUGCGAGUUGUGGUGCUGAUUCUAAAGGGAUGAAUAACAGCUAAGAGCCAAGCAAUUUCACUGUGGGAAGUGCGAACAUUCUGAUCUAACAUUGGCUUUUUGCGAUAACACACUGUUGCUUUAGUGGCUGGCAAAGAUUACCGACCACUCAUCUUUUUUCUUCUUGUCUCUAUUCUGUUCUUUGUUUUCCCCCUAUUUUGUGCCAUUUCUUUUCCUUUUUUCUUCAUUUUUGGUCUCAGCUUUUGUAUAAAGAUAAGACAGUUAAGUGGAGGGUGGGGUUCCCGUUGUUUGUGUUUUGUCGCUUAACUUCUUUUUCCCCUUUUCCAAUCGUUAAAAGAUUGCACACCAACUGUUUGUGUUUAUGCCUCUGAGACCCUUCAACUGUUUGAUUUCAUCUUUGCUGCUGUUGGUUCUCUUAUUGGGUCUGUUUGUUUUGGUUAUAUAUUCAACUUCUCUCUCAACUGGGGUUUGAACUUUGAAGAUAACUAAGGUUAUGUUGGGUGUGUGCUGUAAAUUCCCAUUGGUAAGAGAAAGAUUUUAUGGAGGAAUGUGGAUUUGAUUGUUGAAGUUUGAGGAGAGAGAAAGAGAUAAAGAAAUAUAUAAGGCAGAGAGUGGUGGAUGUCAGUGGUGGUGGUGGUGGUGUAUUAAAAAGUCUGAAAGUGUGUUUCAUUUGUACCAGUGUCUCCUUGCUUACCCCAUUUUUAGGCUUAUGAUAGCAAUUCCAAGGUGAACUAAGUAAGUUCCAGCUGUUCAAGAUGAAGUUCAUGAAACUUGGAUCAAAACCGGAUUUGUUUCAGUCCAAUGGCGAAAAUACUCGAUAUGUUGCAACUGAUCUGGCUGCUGAUAUGAUUGUAAGCGUUGGAGACGUUAAAUUUUACGUCCACAAGUUUCCGUUGCUGUCCAAGAGCGCCCGUUUGCAGAAACUGGUUGCCGUUUCAGAAAAUGGAAACAAUGAAGAAAUCGAAAUCAACGAUAUCCCCGGUGGGCCCACUGCAUUUGAAAUCUGUGCUAAGUUUUGCUACGGCAUGACUGUCACACUCAACGCAUACAACGUGGUCAUGGCUCGAUGUGCAGCCGAGUAUCUAGAAAUGUACGAAACUGUCGACAAAGGAAAUCUUGUUUACAAAAUCGAAGUGUUUCUGAAUUCAAGCGUUUUCAGAACAUGGAAAGAUUCGAUUAUUGUUUUCCAAUCAACAAAGGGUCUUGUUCCAUGGUCUGACGAACUAAAAGUGGUCAGCCAUUGUUUAGAGUCGAUAGCUUCAAAAGUUUCGGUUGAUACGUCUAAAGUCGAAUGGUCGUAUACUUAUAAUAGAAAAAAACAACAAGUUAUGGUUCCAAAAGAUUGGUGGGUGGAAGAUUUAUGUGAUCUUUCAAGUGAUUUGUAUAAACGAGUUAUGAUCGCGAUUAAGGCGAAGGGGAAAACGAGUUCAGAUGUUGUCGGUGAAUGUUUAAGAUUUUACGUGCAAAAAAGAUUACCUUGGUUUGGGAAAAGAAACCGUAAAAACGACGGGGAUGGUGUAAAAGCCCGUUCGUUGAUUGAAAUGAUAACCGAACUUUUACCGGAUGAAAAUGAAAGUGUUUCUUGCGGGUUUUUGGUUCAUUUAUUGCACGCAUGUGUGCGUUUAGAGUGUGGAGGAACACGCAAGAAGGAAUUGAUGAGAAGGAUUGGGAAUCAGCUGCAGAAUGCAACGAUUUCCGAUAUUGUGAUUCUAGAUGUUGAUUUGGUUCAAGAACUGGUUGCUAUAUUUAUGAUGCGGGAUCAAAACAAUGAAAUUGAGUUAUCGGAAGUCAGACAUGUUGACUCAGAUGCGAAAGUCAGCGUUGCCAAGAUUAUCGAUGGUUACCUUGCUGAAAUCGCAAAGGAGCCGAAUACCUCGUUGCUAAAGUUUGCCGAUCUUGGGGAUAUGGUGUCAAGUUUACCAAGAUCGACGCAUGAUGGGAUUUAUCGUGCAAUCGACAUGUAUCUUAAGGAACACCCUGGGAUAGGAAAGAGCGAAAAGAAACGAAUAUGCAGGCUAAUGGAUUGCAGAAAAUUGUCACCGGAUGCUUGCAAGCACGCGGUUCAAAACGAGCGGCUCCCUUUACGGGUGGUGGUGCAAGUCCUCUUUUUUGAGCAGUUAAGAGUCACAUCAAGCGGUGGGAUGGCGGCGGAAGCCGCCAUGGGUCUGGCGCCAGGUGGAAGCUCGAGAACUAAUACGGAAGAAGAAUGGGGAUCGGUUCCUACAAGUGAGGAGCUCAAGGCACUUAAAGGAGAGGUGGAGAAAGAUGGCGAAAAGAUGAAUAAAGCGAAGGGGGCGGUGAUAUCGAAACGAAUAUUUAUGAAGGUGUUUUCUAGCAAGGACAAGGAUAGUGAUAACGGGAGUUCGGAUACAUCGGAGAGUCGUUCGACAAAUGCUGAGGAGACAAAGUCGGGCACGCCGACAUCGAGGAGCCAGAGGCAUUCUUUGUCGUAGAUGUCUUGUGUAAAUUGGUUGUCUUUUAGGAUGUUUUGUAAGGGAGAAAGGGAGUUUUGAGGGGUUCGUAUGUUUGGAGAAGUACCAGUCAACAACUGAUUUUUUUUACUAUAAAGUGGUCCAAUUCUUAAGUUUUCAAUAAUAAUGAAAAUGUUAAAAUGGAGUGCAAGUGAUUAUAUAAAA